AUGGCCGACAUCACUGCCGUCGGUGAGGAGAACCCUUCUCCUACCCAGGAUGACCUGCAGCAGGCCGCCGGUAACGGCGCCGCUGACAACCGCGGCACCAAGCGUUCUCGUAUGAGCGCCGACGACGACGACGAUGAUGAUGAUAAGCCCGGUCGCGAGCGCAGAAAGAUUGAAAUCAAGUUCAUUCAGGAUAAGUCGCGUCGCCACAUCACCUUCUCCAAGCGGAAGGCGGGUAUCAUGAAGAAGGCAUACGAGCUGUCGGUCCUCACGGGUACCCAAGUGCUAUUGCUGGUCGUGUCUGAGACGGGUCUCGUCUAUACUUUCACCACCCCCAAGCUUCAGCCAUUGGUGACGAAGGCGGAGGGCAAGAACCUCAUCCAGGCCUGUCUCAAUGCCCCCGAUCCUACCACCAAUGAGAACGGUGUCGAGGCCGGUGAUGUGCCCACAGAGACACCAGAGGACGUCGCCGCCCACACCAAUGUCAAUGCCCAGCAGCAGAACAUCCCUCGCCCCGCGGGCAUGCACCCAGGUUACAUGACCAACGAACAGCAGCAGCAGAUGGCCUACUACCAAAACCUUCAGCAGCAACAGCAAGCUGGUGGGCAGUAUCCCGGAAUGCCCGUGGGCAACCGGAUGCCGCCCCAGCAUCAACCCACUGCAUAA
Molecule: messenger RNA, 663 nt
Organism: Aspergillus pseudonomiae
Lineage: Eukaryota; Fungi; Ascomycota; Eurotiomycetes; Eurotiales; Aspergillaceae
Exons: 3
Coding region: 1-663 (220 amino acids)
Biological process (GO): positive regulation of transcription by RNA polymerase II
Molecular function (GO): DNA-binding transcription factor activity, RNA polymerase II-specific; protein dimerization activity; RNA polymerase II cis-regulatory region sequence-specific DNA binding
Source: RefSeq, a predicted model, not a curated record